Molecule: messenger RNA, 2852 nt
Organism: Andrographis paniculata
Lineage: Eukaryota; Viridiplantae; Streptophyta; Magnoliopsida; Lamiales; Acanthaceae
Exons: 12
Coding region: 163-2685 (840 amino acids)
Biological process (GO): protein ubiquitination
Cellular component (GO): CCR4-NOT complex
Molecular function (GO): ubiquitin-protein transferase activity; RNA binding
Source: RefSeq, a predicted model, not a curated record
GUGGUGUGCCCGUACAAACUUCUUCGUCUCACUUCGCUGCUCUCUCUCUCUCUCUCUACAUUCUCUCUCCCUUUCUGCAUUUCUUCAGAGAAGUCUGCUGCCUGCAUAGCUUGUCUGGGCUGGUUGGGUACAGCCUGGUGCUUUCCACCACUGAAGAAAGAAAUGACGAGCAACGAAGAAGAGAAGAGAUGCCCGCUCUGUGCGGAGGAGAUGGAUUGGACAGACCAGCAGUUCAUGCCUUGUAAAUGUGGUUAUCAGAUUUGUGUUUGGUGUUGGCAUCACAUAAUAGAUAUGGCGGAGAAAGAUACAUCAGAGGGUCGCUGUCCAGCUUGUCGGACAAUUUAUGAAAAGGAGAAAAUUGUGGCGAUGCAAGCAAAGUGCGAAAAGACGAUGACCAAAAUAUCUAACAGGAAAUCGAAACCCCCAAAGGCAGCGAAGCCGAAGGCAAAUGAUGUAAAGAAGGAUUUGACAAAUGUUAGAGUGAUUCAACGGAAAAUGGCAUAUGUGAUUGGGCUACCUCUUAGUGUAGCUGAUGAAGAUGUGUUGCUGCGAAAGGAUUAUUUUGGUCAGUAUGGGAAAGUGACAAAAGUUUCACUUUCAAGGACUGCUGGUGGGGCCAUUCAGCAAUUUGUCAACGACACAUGCAGCGCAUACAUAACAUACUCAAAAGAGGAAGAGGCCCUGCGAUGUAUUCAAUCAGUUCAUGGUUUUUUCCUGGAAGGUAGAUAUCUGAGAGCAUCAUUCGGAACUGCAAAAUAUUGUCAUGCUUGGCUGAAAAACAUGCCUUGCAACAACCCUUCUUGUUUGUAUUUGCAUAGUAUUGGGGCUGAUGAAGAUAGUUUUGGAAAAGAUGAGGUUGCUGCGGUUCAUACAAGGAGUAGAGUCCAACAAAUUGCUGGUGCUACAAACACUGCAGCAAAACGCUCUGGCAACACGCUGCCCCCAGCUGAUGAUGCCUACAAUUGUAUCUUCUCUUCGACUGACAAAUCUACUAUGAUAUGUAGCAUAUCAGAUGCUGCCCAUGGUUCUGCAAAUAGCACAUGUGAUAUAACAUACCCUCUUCCUUGUCGAGAGAAGGAAGGGGCCAUUUUGACGCCCCACAAAAUGACAAGUUUUGUAGAUAUUGUUGGGCGUUCUAAUCGUGUUGAUGAUGAACAAGAUCAAAGUAGUCCUGAAGAUAGAAGGUUCCUUGACAUGUGUUCUAAAUUAUCCUCACUAACAGUUAGCGGAGAUGUACAGUCAGGAGAAUCGUACUCUGCCUCUUCCCUGUUCGAAGUGUCUGCAUCUGGUUGCCAUGGGAAUGGUUUGUAUACAAAUAGUUCGGACAAACCACUGCAGAAUGGUGCUUUAGUAUCCAACAGGCAGGGAUCGAAGGAUACCUGUGGCUCAAGUCAUACCUUUUCCCUUCGUCCUUCCUAUCCCGAAUAUCUUGCAGAACAUUCAGAUCGUCAAGCAUUGACAUCAUUGCUACCUGAGAAGACACAGUCUGUGAAUGAUUUUACCGUUGAUCAGAACAGUGUAAAUAAUCAUGAGGACGAGGCUUCUCUACCUUUCAGAAAUGUAAAUUCCAUAUUAAAUGAUUCUUUCCAGGAAAGAAGGUUUCAGAAUUCUGCUAAGUCUGAUAGAGUCUAUAGAAGUUCUCGGUCAUUUUCGAAUGAAGAAAUAGUUGAGCACUUGCGAAGAAUAGACGAUGAUGACACAUCAACCAACAACGUGAAAAAUCCUGCUUUAGAUGCUGUGGAAAGUAGUAUAAUUUCUAAUAUAAUGUCACUUGACUUUGAUUCAUGUGAAGAUUCCAUGACAGUGCCUAAUCGUGUAUCCGAGUUGGUUGAUGAAACCUAUGGCUAUGGCUAUGGUGGUUCUUCCUGGAGUUCCAAAAAUACUGACCAGGCUGGUUAUUCUUAUGCUAAACAAGAGGGCUUUCAAACUCAAAAGGCCGGGUCUAUCCUUCCUGAUUAUAGUGAUAAAAAGGAGCUGUAUCUACACAAGUCUCAGUAUCCAGUAAACAGGGCCCAAUGUUUAGCGCCACCUGGAUUCUCGGUGCCCUCUAGGGAUCCACCCCCCGGGUUUUCUAAUACUGACCGAGGUCUCUCUUUACCCCGUGGCUCGUCAGGUGUUCCUUUGACAAACACUUCGUCUAUGUCCACCAGGCUUAACGCCAGUUCAAACUACCGUGACUCCGAUUUAUUCGAUCCUACAAUUUUAAGUUUCGCCAAUGGUAAACAAACAAAUGGUUUUAGUAACCCGGGGGGCUAUGGAGCUUGGCCAUUGGGAGGAAAUCCGAGGUUGAGCUCGUUCGAGGAGAAUGAAUCAAGACUUUGGCUCAUGAUGCAGCAGAAAUCAUCCAACCAGGACUCGAAUUUCUUGCAAAUGUUCCCUUCCCAAACCCCAUCUAUAACUCCUGAAAGUUACACAGGGCACCUGAGGAAUAACCGGCUGCCCGGGUUUGAUGAUAUAUACGGCGGUUUAUCUUCAAGAGCAGUGGAUCAACACCAAUCUUUCUUCACAGACAUGUCGAAUGGUGAGAGGUAUCCGAGUAUGGGUGAAGUGCAGCGACAUAAAGGGGAAGCAGCAGAGCUCGGAAGCAACGAGAGAUUAGGAGGCGGGAACACAUACUUGUCCAGGUAUAGCGAUGUAGUGUUGAAUAGGGGCGAUGUUUAUGCGCCCCGAGUGUUCGGGCUGUAGUGAGUUAGUUGGCUGUGGUGACUAAAAAACAGGUUGGGAGGCCUGAUCUAUGCUUCAAAUACACUCACCUUUUCCAAAAACUUUAAUGAUACAUAUAAUCUUUCUGUGCAGUCCUGUUCUGAGAAGCAAAUGAAAUGAAAAAAAAAAAAAAAAGAAAAAACAUUUUG